Molecule: messenger RNA, 1962 nt
Organism: Thecamonas trahens ATCC 50062
Lineage: Eukaryota; Apusomonadida; Apusomonadidae
Product: ribonuclease II
Exons: 2
Coding region: 1-1962 (653 amino acids)
Biological process (GO): mRNA catabolic process
Cellular component (GO): exosome (RNase complex); P-body
Molecular function (GO): RNA binding; 3'-5'-RNA exonuclease activity
Source: RefSeq, a predicted model, not a curated record
AUGCUUCGGACAUGGACGCUGACGACGCUCCCGGGAGUGGCGGCGCUAGCGCGUGCUGGGUCGUCCCAGGCGCUGCCGGUGGUGGAGUAUGUCUCGCACGCGGCGUUCCGGGCGGGCACGCUGUGCGAGGUGCCGACGUCGAGCGAGGCGGCACUGGUGGCGCGAGCGGCGUCCGGGGCGACCGAGACCAUCCAUCCGUCACAGGUGGUGGACGUGUGGCCUGCGCAGGCGUGGCCAGAGUCGCACGAGGCGUUUGCGGGCGACGCCGGUGCGGUGGACUCAUUUCUGGCGACGGCGGCGCCCGGAUCGCUCUCGCUCGAGCCGGUCUGGACGGCGCUCCUCGGGCAGUACAAGCACGCGCGGCUCCGGUCGCAUGCGCUCGCGCGGAUCCUGUGGCACUCGCGGAGCACGGCGGUGAGAGCUGUGCAUCUCCACGCCGCCUUCCGACUCCUCGCGGACGAUGAUGUGUUCUUCAAGCGCGGGCUGCCGUACAAGUCGCCGCCGCGGCGGUCGCAGGCGGCGCUGCCGGACCUUCUUGCCGCUGCGGCCGGAGGUGGAGAGUGGGUGGCGCCCGGACGCGACGCAGCGGCUGCUGCGGCCACCGACGCGGCCAUCGACUCGUUGCUCUUUGCGCAGCCGGGCAAGCGCGGGUAUGCGCCGCGGUCGCGGCAGGCGGUGCGGACGUCGGACGCGCAGCGGUUCAUGGCGACGGUCCGCGAGCGCAUGGCACAGAUCCGGCGCAAGGCGACGCCGCGGGCGUGGUCGCGGGCGCGUGACCUUCCACUGCUCUUGGCGCUGGAGACGUAUGCGCUCGGGGCACCGUCGGGGGCGGGCGGAGGGUUCAUGCGCGGGCGAGCGGGGCACACGGCGCGGUCCAUCCUCCGCACGCUCGGCCUCGCGCAGGAGCCCAGCGCGGCGCGGCAGCUUCUUGUCGAGUGCGGGCAUCUUGCGGCGGACGCGUCGCGGCCGGUCUCGGAGGCCGAGGCUGCGCUCCGUGACACGUUUCCACCGUUCCCGGCCGAGGUCAAGGCGGCGGCGGAGGCCGUGGAGGAAGCGGCAGCGGAGAGAGUGGUUGAGCUUGGCGCGCGGGUCGACCUCCGACACAUUCCGGCGCUUGCGAUUGACGCGCCGUCGGCGUCGAUUGUGGACGACGCCAUCGGGCUCGAUCCGGCGAGCGGCGAGGUCCUCGUCCACGUGGCGGACCCGCUGCCGGCGAUCGAGCUCGGGUCUGUGCUCGACUCUGCAGCGCACGCACGGAUUGCGUCGUGCUACUUUCCGGGGGCGCCGCAGCACAUGCUGCCGCCGCGCGGGCUCGCGGCGCUCGGCUUCCAGACUCAGCGUGCGACGUAUGCGCUGACGGCGCGGAUCCGACUUGAGCGCAACGGGAGGGUGGCUAGCUCGUCGCUCGAGCGGUCGCUGGUGGGCCCGGUGGAGCGGCUGUCGUUUGGCGAGGCCGACGAGGCGCUGCUUGACGGGGCGGAGCCGCUGCUGCCGCUGUACGGACGGGCGGCGGCGGCGCGGAUGGCGCGGUCGCGGGCGAGCGGGCGGCACAUUCCCAAGCACCGGCUGCUCGAGGAGCCUGCCAAGCUGCUGGUGCAAGAGUGCAUGAACCUGGCAAACGCGCCUGCGGUGGGGUACGCGGCGGCGGCCGGUGUGCCGCUGCCAGGUGGGAGAGCGGCUACGAUCACGUCACCGCUCCGGCGCUACCUCGACCUUGCUGCGCACCGCAACCUGCCGUGUGCGCUCGACGGCGGGGCUGGGCAGGCUGCAGACCCCGAGCCGGAGCUCCGCGAGCUCUAUGCCGUGGGCGACGAGCUCUGGGUCCGGGUUGCGCUCGUCUCGCCGGGCGAGCACUCGAUUGUGCUCGAGCCGGUGCCGGCCCGCGGCGUCCGCGUGGCGAGGCGCGGUGCGCGAUCGCGCAAGCAGCCGGUGCGGAGCAAAGCAAGUGGCAAGAAGCAAUAA